AAGGAAAAGAGUAAAGCAAAGCAUCCACAAGGAAACAGACACAUUAUACAUCUUAGAAUAUGCCUAGAACUUAGAGAAUAUUCUAAAAACUCUUUAACAAAUGCUGGAAAAGAAAAGAAA
Molecule: messenger RNA, 120 nt
Organism: Dentiscutata erythropus
Lineage: Eukaryota; Fungi; Glomeromycota; Glomeromycetes; Diversisporales; Gigasporaceae
Source: the annotation of a GenBank genome assembly